Molecule: messenger RNA, 1070 nt
Organism: Ornithodoros turicata
Lineage: Eukaryota; Metazoa; Arthropoda; Arachnida; Ixodida; Argasidae
Product: P2X purinoceptor 7-like
Exons: 3
Coding region: 514-1029 (171 amino acids)
Source: RefSeq, a predicted model, not a curated record
UGUUGCGUUGGUCGUGACGAGCGGCCCGCCCUCAGCGAGGCCAACCACGUACGGCAAGCAGAAUAUGACACACACGACCAGCAGCUUUUUUACUUAAAGGGGUUGAGAAACCAUAUGCGAACUUUUGUGUAAAUCACGUCCUACACAUUGUAUCGUGCGUACUGAACACGUAUAUCAAACGCUAUCGUUCAGCGAUGCCCCGUCACGAAGUUAUUGCACUCCGCAUGUUACGAGCGGCGCGGGCUCUUGUAUCCCUCUCGGCUCUCCACCUCCUUGCCAGUUUUUCUGGUGACGUAAAAGGUGAAACUAGGGAAGUAAGCGGUUCGCCGUUGCCAUGACGAUGUGGACGCUACUAAUGAGGGAGGAGUUCCCGUUUCCACGGCAACGUCGGCGCUUGUGCGGUCAGGGUCGGAGAUCGCCGUCGGAGGACUGCUUUCGUUUUACGCGCACAGGGACCGGCAAUCGCUGUCAGAACUCGAAAACAGACUUAUUCGCCUCAGCCAAGAGUUUGGUAUGAGGCCAUAUGAGGAUGAACCACUUCGAGAAAGUGCAGGCGACCUGUCGGAGUCUCUGUCAGAAGACGACGACGAGGACGACGAAAGGAGUCUCUCUGGUGUCUCCGCGGUGUCGUCGGACGGUUCGGCACCUAUGAAUCAUGGCUGGUGUCAGUGCCUUAGGUGCGUAAUCAUGCCGACUGUGCAAGAAUGCGUGUGCUGCCAAGAUUACACCGAGGUGCAACAAAAGCAACCAAAAGGAUGCAUAACGCAACACAACUACUUCGGCGUAUUAUGCCUAGACACGGAAGUGCUUUCUGUGGCACUCUGCGAGCCACUCGACACGAAUGCAUCAAUGUCACUGGAGAAACAAUACAAAAGGUUUCGCUUUGCUGCCUAUAGGCAGUUUACACGCUGGAUCUGGGGAUACCUGGGACCAGAUAACCGAAAAAUCCUCCCAGCCUGUGCUGUCACAGCCAUUAGAAGGGCAUUCCCCUCUACGUCCUACACAGGCUUCAAAAGUUCGAAUUCCUGAGUCUAGAUUACUUGCAAAAUAAUAAAUAAAAAUUGUAUCAA